Messenger RNA from Anastrepha obliqua, 2206 nucleotides. Its product is annotated as probable peroxisomal acyl-coenzyme A oxidase 1. NCBI's taxonomy places the organism in Eukaryota, Metazoa, Arthropoda, Insecta, Diptera, Tephritidae. The record is from RefSeq and is a predicted model, not a curated record. The transcript has 7 exons. Gene Ontology annotation, biological process: fatty acid beta-oxidation using acyl-CoA oxidase; lipid homeostasis. Bases 150 to 2180 code for a protein of 676 amino acids. Gene Ontology annotation, cellular component: peroxisome. Gene Ontology annotation, molecular function: FAD binding; fatty acid binding; acyl-CoA oxidase activity.
UAUGGCGAUCAGUCAGUGCGUGAUCGUUCGUAGAGAAAGUUUAGUGUUUAACAAUUAGUGAAAUCAAUUAGACACUUUUAUCCUAAAAAUUUGUUUGGCUUAUUUUUUGUUUCUAAUCCUUGAACUUUUACUCAAAAUUGAAGUGAAAAAUGCCUGCAAGAAAGCAAACGAUACCACACACCGUUAAUCCCGAUCUGCAAAGGGAACGUCAUGCGGCCAGCUUUCGUAUAGAUGAGUUUAGCCGCUGGUGGCAUGGAGGCGCUGAGAAGCUACGCUUCAAAAGAGAAUUGGAACAAGAAAUAUUGAAUGACAUGACCACUCACAAUACACUGUUGCACUAUAAAUCUCAUGAGGAAAUCAGCGAAAUAGCAUUGAAGCAAUCACUCGACGUAGCGAAAAAGCUGCGUGCCAUGCAGGACCGUAUCAAUCCCGGCGGCAAUGACAUAUGGCCCAAACUUUACGGGACCUCUGCGAUUUGGGGUGCCAUGCCCGCUGGCAACCCAUUUGGUGUACAGUUUGCUAUGGUGGUUGACGCGAUUAAGAUGCAUGCGACCGACGAACAAUGGGAACGUUUUGGUAAGCGCGUGGAAAAUUUCGAAAUCUGUGGCACUUAUACGCAAACCGAAUUGGGUCACGGCACAUUCCUGCGUGGGCUGGAGACGCGUGCUGAUUACGAUCGUGUCAAGGACGAAUUUGUGCUGAAUACACCGACGUUGAGUGCAUAUAAAUGGUGGCCUGGUGGAUUGGGUCACUGCAGCAACUUUUGCCUGCUGGUGGCACAGUUGUACAUUGACAACGAGCCGAAGGGUGUGCAAAUGUUCUUUGUGGAGUUGCGCGACGAGGAAACACAUAUGCCCUUGCCAGGUGUUGAUAUCGGUGAAAUUGGGCACAAAAUGGGUUUCUAUGGCGUAAGUAACGGCUUCUUGGGCUUGAAAAAUGUUCGCAUACCACGCACUAAUAUGCUAAUGCGCAAUGCUAAAGUACUACCUGAUGGCACAUUCGUUGAGAGUCCCACCUCUGUGCUGUUAUACUUCUCGAUGGUGAUGAUGCGUUGUGCGAUAACGCAAAAUAACGCAACCCUUCUCGCUAUGGCAGCUACAAUAGCAACACGCUACUCAGCUGUGCGCCGUCAGAGUCCGAUCAAUCCCAAUGAGAGGGAGCCACAAAUUUUAGAUCAUGUAACACAACAGCUCAAAAUCUUACCCGAAAUUGCAACUGCUAUCGCUUACCAACUCUCUGCAAAAUCUUUAUGGGCCUUGUAUCAUGAAACCUAUGCCGGCAUUGAACGCAGCGAUUUCACACGUCUACCGGAAUUGCACAACCUGGCGUGCGCUCUGAAAGCGCUCUGCAGCUCCGACUCUAGUACGGGAGCCGAACGUCUACGAAUGGCCUGUGGCGGUCACGGCUACUUGACCUCUGCCAAUAUGCAUGUGAUCGUCGCAUCCGCAGCAGCGGCCUGCACUUAUGAGGGUGAGAAUACGGUGCUACUGCUGCAAGUUGGACGCUUCCUCAUGAAGUCAUGGCGCGCGGCUAGCGAAGGCAAAUCAUUAACACCGACAGCAAGUUAUUUGACCGCACCGGCACAAGGUAAAACUUUUGGUCGAUGGACUGGCGAAUGGGCGAAUAUUGUUGCGGCGAUACAGUAUGCGGCAGCAAAUAAGGUGCGCUUGGCUUUCGAGAAUAUGUCGCAGCGUCUGAAGCAAGGCCAAACCGAGGGAGAGGCGGCCAACCAUACGGGCAUUGAACUAACGAAAGCAGCAGAGUUACAUGGCCGUUCUUUUGUCGCCGCCACAUUCCUAGCUCAUGUUACCGGUCCCGAAGCUGCUGAGCAUUCUGCUGCUUUCAAUAGAGUGCUGCAGAAUCUUUUGGAACUAUACUUAGUGCAUACAGCGCUACGUCAUUUGAGUGAUAUACUACAGUGCAUCAGUUUGAGUGAAGUUGAAUUGCGCGCGCUUCAGACUCGUCUUGAGACCGUUUUGAAGAAAUUGCGUCCUGAUGCUGUACCAAUCGUCGAUGGUUUUGACUUCCACGAUCGCUCUUUGAGCUCGGCGUUAGGCGCAUAUGAUGGCAAUGUCUAUGAGCGUCUAUUCGAUUUGGCUAAGCAGAGCCCAUUGAAUCAGCAGCCAGUGCCGAAAUCAUUCCACACAGUUCUCAAACCUUUCCUCAAGUCUAAUUUAUAAACCAACUGAUGUGUGCUUUUCUGCAU